AUGGCUCGCCACGCCGCCGCGUCGGAUGCAUCGUCAAGAAGCUCAGCGGGGCUGCCUCGCUUCCGGAGGAGGACCUGGAGGCCGCCAAUAACGAGCUCCCGCUCUCGCAGUCCGCGCCUCCGUCGCCGACCCAGCUGCGCAACGCAGUCGAGUCGCUCGCCCUUCAUAUCAAGGGCACUCGGCCGCCCAAGCUGGUGGUCAGGACGGUACGCGGGCGCCGCGCAGUGGAGGAGCUUGUCGCUCGGAUGGCACAUCGCCGCAGGCGAGAGCUCGCUGCGCUCGCGGAUCGACACGCCGUCUCUCGGUUCGGGCACAAAGGCAGGAUCCAGAGACGAUAGCAGCAAGACAGAUUCACAAGAUGCAAAUGAAUGUAGUCUGCAAAAUAAUAGGGCUGAUGAACAACAUAGUGAUGAUAGAAAUCCAUCUGCGGAGAAGUCUAUUGGGCUAGCAAUUGAGAGCCUUGUUAACUCCGACGGUUCAGGAAAUCGACAAUAUGAUGAGAAGAUAGACACAAAGGGAAAUCAAUGUCAGGAAGAUCGUGUAAACUUGGUAAACUCGUGUGUUCACUAUCAAGAAAGUUCUAAAGCUUCAAACUUUGCAAGGUACGAUGAUCAUCGUGUUGUCUACGAUAAUCAAUAUAUGGAUGAUAUCUCCCCAAGUACCAUAAGCACAUCGUGUGAACUCCAAGAAACUCCUUCAUCAAGAGGUGAAACUUUACGAGAAGAAGACAACCAAAGUCUGAAUGGUUCUUGGGACGAGAGAGCACUAUGGAUGAGCAGUCUUGGUUGGCCUGCACCAGUAGAUUCCAUGAGUCCGGACAGCUGGCAUCAGGGCACAAUUGGUGAUAUGGAGAAUCAUAAUCAGAUUGAAUUUAAUGAUCGGCCUUGGAUAGACUCCCCUAACUCAUGGAGAUCAUUGCAUAUUGCCACACAAGCAGACUGUCGAGAUUUGUCUGGCAAUGCUGAUAUUUGUAAUCUUCUUGAGAGCAAAAAGGUCUCAAAGUCCCUUGAUAGUGAUUUUAGCAAUAAAAUGAACCAUCUCCUGAGAGCAAUUCUGCAGAAGCAAAGACAACAACACAUGAUUGAUGAAUUUGGGGGUUACUAUCCGGAAAACUUAUACUGGCAACAGAAUGAUGAACCCCGGAAUGAAGAUCAGGUGUCAUCUGCACCGUGUUCAUUAGCACCUGUCUCCCAUGUCACAGCCCACCACCAAGAGAAUUGGCAGCACUCAUCAUUUGAACAUCAACAACAUGAAAAUCAAAAUUUGUUUGAAAUGGAGGUCAGGGUAAGAAGUGAAAUGGCCCAGAUUCAUCAUGAAAUAUAUGAACUACGUAAGUUGGCGGAAACUUGUAUUGCAUCCCAAGUAAAGAUGCAGCAUUCCAUUAAAGAAGAGGUGUGCAGCGCACUUCGAGAAGCUGGGUUGAUGCCAAGCCAGCCUGACAUAACAGCAAAAAAGGGCACGUGCUGCAUCUGCCAUGAGAUGCAAGUUGACUCUUUACUGUACAGGUGUGGCCAUAUGUGCACCUGCUUCAACUGUGCUGAUCAGCUGAAAUCAAGCAGCGGGAGUUGCCCAAUCUGUCAAUCUCCUAUCGACGAUGUUGUUCGGGCUCACCUGAAUUUUUGA
Triticum turgidum subsp. durum (durum wheat) is the source of this 1623-nucleotide messenger RNA. Lineage: Eukaryota; Viridiplantae; Streptophyta; Magnoliopsida; Poales; Poaceae. The record is from the annotation of a GenBank genome assembly.